Molecule: messenger RNA, 555 nt
Organism: Fragaria vesca subsp. vesca
Lineage: Eukaryota; Viridiplantae; Streptophyta; Magnoliopsida; Rosales; Rosaceae
Product: acyl-CoA-binding protein-like
Exons: 4
Coding region: 129-395 (88 amino acids)
Biological process (GO): fatty acid metabolic process
Molecular function (GO): fatty-acyl-CoA binding
Source: RefSeq, a predicted model, not a curated record
AUACAAUUGUGUAGUUGUACAACUACAUAACACCACCUCCAGCACCACUAAAGCCACAAGGCACUGCAAUUUCAGUCACACACGUUCAACCAAAGCAAACCAGAUUCCCUCUCGGAGAUCACAACACAAUGGGUUUGAAGGAGGAGUUUGAGGAGCAUGCUGAGAAAGCGAAGACCCUUCCAGAGUCAACAACUAAUGAGAACAAGCUCAUCCUCUAUGGAUUGUACAAGCAAGCCACUGUUGGAAAUGUUAACACCGCCCGUCCCGGUAUGUUCAACAUGAGGGACAGAGCAAAAUGGGAUGCAUGGAAGGCUGUUGAGGGAAAAUCCACGGAUGAAGCCAUGGGUGAUUAUAUUACAAAGGUGAAGCAGUUGCUGGAAGAAGCUUCUGCUUGAGGCUUCCUGUGGUGUUAUUGGCCUCUGUGUUUCUCAAUCUAGAUUUUUGAUUAAUCUGUAAUAAUCUCUCUAGUUCUUUGCAUUGGUACUCUGUUAUAUCUGAAGAGUCUGAAGUUGUAUGAAUGUCACAUCUAUGAGAUGCUUUCGACAUGGUUUUAGU